AGGCCCCUGGCAUUUAUGGGUUCACAGACUAAGAAAGUGCUGCUAACACCCAUCACACAUGCAGCUCGCCCAUUCCGGGUCUCCAACCAUGACCGAAGCAGCCGGCGUGGAGUAAUGGCCAGCAGCCUGCAGGAACUCAUCAAUAAGACGUUGGAUGCCCUGGUCAUCACGGCUGGCCUGGUUACUCUGGUGCUGGAGGAGGACGGCACUGUGGUGGACACAGAGGAGUACUUUCAGACCUUAGAGGAUAACACCCAUUUCAUGAUCUUGGAGAAGGGGCAGAAGUGGACGCCGGGUAGCAAGUAUGCUCCAGUCUGCAAGCAGCCAAAGAAAGCAGGAAUAGCCAGAGUCACCUUCGAUCUGUACAGGCUGAAUCCCAAGGACUUCCUGGGCUGUCUCAAUGUCAAGGCCACCAUGUAUGAGAUGUAUUCAGUGUCUUACGACAUCCGGUGCAAUGGGCUCAAGGCCAUGCUGAGGAGUCUGCUGCGCUUCAUGUCCUAUGCUUCCCAGGUGAUAGGACAGUUUCUCAUCUACACAGGCACAUACAUGCUUCGAGUGCUGGGGGACACGGAGCAGCAGCCUCCGCCUCAGUCUCAGGACCAGGGCUGGUUCAGGUACAAAUAGUGGGACCCCAUCUGCUGAGGGCUGGGCUGGCCCUCUCCUCACAGGGAGCCCAUUAAUGAAUUUCUAGGAUGCUGCUGUGUUAUUUACCACGAAUGCAUGUAGAUGGCUGGUUCCCUUUGCUGGGAAGGGCUCCAGGAGAUGAGAAGGGGGCUUGGUGGUGCAUUAGGAGAGCUGUGCAGCAGGUUGCCCAGGAGGGGGAAGAAGACAUGGAGGGGUUUUGAGGGCUACAUGAAAGGUAGCAUGACUAUGUAUCAGACCCUCUGGGGAUCUCACAUGCUCCAA
Dipodomys ordii (Ord's kangaroo rat) is the source of this 906-nucleotide messenger RNA. RefSeq names its product cell death-inducing DFFA-like effector a (gene Cidea). Gene Ontology annotation, cellular component: lipid droplet. The record is from RefSeq and is a predicted model, not a curated record. Gene Ontology annotation, biological process: apoptotic process; regulation of apoptotic process; lipid storage. Bases 16 to 624 code for a protein of 202 amino acids. Lineage: Eukaryota; Metazoa; Chordata; Mammalia; Rodentia; Heteromyidae. The transcript has 4 exons.